This is a messenger RNA of Nilaparvata lugens (brown planthopper), 7550 nucleotides long. RefSeq names its product E3 ubiquitin-protein ligase lubel. Gene Ontology annotation, molecular function: zinc ion binding; linear polyubiquitin binding; K63-linked polyubiquitin modification-dependent protein binding. The record is from RefSeq and is a predicted model, not a curated record. Gene Ontology annotation, biological process: protein linear polyubiquitination. Gene Ontology annotation, cellular component: LUBAC complex. NCBI's taxonomy places the organism in Eukaryota, Metazoa, Arthropoda, Insecta, Hemiptera, Delphacidae. The transcript has 25 exons. The coding region runs from base 38 to 7417 and encodes 2459 amino acids.
UUCAUCAUCAUGUUUAUUCACAACACCUGUAACAAUCAUGACAUUGACAUAUCAGACAAACAUAAGUAAUGAAAGAUGGCGUUCACCCCAAGCUGUGAGCCCCAACAAUAAACUAAAUAAUAAGACAUCUCGCUCAAUGCCACAAUGGCUGCAGGCAAGGGGUUCUGUAUUGCCUCCCCCACCACCCCCACCAACCCAAGCAGACCUCACAAACCAUGUGGAUCCUGAUUAUGAAGUUAUAGAGUUUUCAAACAAUCAAGCUUAUAUUAAUGCACCGACAAUAAUGAAUCACGGUAAAGGAAAAGAAGGAAGGAGAUGUGACCUGUGCGGGUCAUCAGCUCCCAGUGUUAAAUGUGAUAAAUGUGCUCAGCAGAACUUCUGCUAUUCCUGUGAUGAUAUGUACCAUCGACAUCCAAAGCGGCAAAGCCACAUAAGGAAGCCGUUGGAGCCGUCGAAAGCAAAUUUCCGUCCCCCCCUACCCCCUAAAGGAGAGAGCUCUUCUGCCCCUGUCCCUCCCCCACGACGAAAUAAGAGAAUGAGUCGAACGUCAACCCCUGGACCACCUGAUCAGGGGUUCAAAAAAGAUGGAAGUUUAAUGGGCAGCCUCAGAAGAAUGAUGGGCACUAGGCCACUGCCUCCCACUCCAACAUUAAUUUCAAGAGAUCCAAGACAAGACAAGAUGAUGGAGUUCCAGGAUCAUCAGCCUCCAAGCAGAGAUAGCGGCUACUUGGAUUGGGAACUGGACAGUCGACACAGAUCAGGCAGCCUGACAGCACUCAAUGCGCCAAACUUUGCACCAUUAAUGCAUGCACAAUCAAUGGCACAACUGAACUGCCCCAGCUGCCAACACCACGGCAUGGUCUGGGAUUGGAACCAUCAACACAUGGCCGGAGGCUUCAACAGGCCGGCCUGGAAUGGACUGCCAACCGGCACCUGGCACGGCUCAGCCAUGAUCCCACAAUUCAAACAAGAAAGCUCAAUGGAUGGCCUCCGGAGGAACAGUCUGAGGCCGAGAAGAAGCCGGCGGGAUUUGGCUAGUGAUAUGUCAGGUGAGGAGGACGAGACAUUCUUCAGGCGACGCCAUACGUCUCCUGCGCGGUCGCGUCGGGGCAUGGUCAGCGACUUCGAUGACUCAGAUGAUGACGACCUUGUGUCUCAUAAGAGUGGCAGGCGAUCUAGGAGGAGGGGAUCACCGACUCGGAAUGUGUCUCCGGCGAUGUCUAGGAAGAGUUCAGUCAGGAAGAUGUCCGUUGAAGAGAUGAUAAACCAAAGGCUGAGAAAGAAUGAUGAGGAGAGCUUCUCAUCGAAAGGGCGUAACUAUGAUGACAAUGAUACUGUGUCUCUUCGAGGAGGAAGAAGGACGGAUGAUCAUGAUACUGUGUCUCUUCGUGGAGGAAGAAGGACAGAUGAUGAGGUCUCUUCGAAUAGAGGAGGAAGACGCUACCAGGAUGACGAGGUAGCCUCAAACCAUGGACGGAGCAGGAGGUACGACGACGAGACCAUGUCUCAGAGGGGCGGUCGCCGCAGUAGCAAUGUGUUGGACGACACACAUUCCAAUCGGGGAGGAAGAAGGAACUCUGAGAUUCGGAGACGGCGCAAUAAAUCACCUGAGCCAAAGAGCCACGCGGCUCCCGUGAGGAGAGAACCGUCAAGUGAGGACUCCGGCGAUGAGCUGUCCGAUGAAAACAAGCAGUCAAGGAUGACAACAAACAAGAAUGAAGAAGUGGAGAAAGAAGUUGUCAAGUCUACAGAGGAGACAAACGGCAAGGAAAGUGCGAAUGAGACUGAGGAGCCUCUGGGUCCAGUCCCGACGCAGCAGUGGGAGUGUGACCACUGCACGUUCGUGAACCGGGCCGGCACACGAGUCUGCACCGUCUGCUGCAAGACCACGGCCAAGCCAAAGUACAUCGAAGAGAAGAAGAAGGCAACGCCUGUCGAAGCUGCCACAAAAGCCAAACCUCUGCUACCCAAACAGAAGAGCAUCACCGAAGUCGACUUGGUGAAGAGGAUGGACGACAUGUCGUUCAGCGACAACGCUCACGACAAAGAAACUGCACAAGAAACAGAAGAGGAGAAGAGGAGGAAGAAGAAAGGUAGGCGGAGGACUAUAUCAUUUUGGAUUGGCACUAAGUUAUAUUCGCAUUUGCAGACUUACGACAUUCUGAGACCGAAGCUGCGGCGAGCAGCGUCAUUGGCUGACCACGACUUAUGGGCGGCGCCACAGCGGUCAGUUAGUCGACAAUCGCUGACAAGUGACAGUCAGAGCCUGCCGCUGACGCCGUCCCGCAGCCAGAGCCCGGGUGCCGAGAGCCUGCCUUCGUGGGGCGACCUGCACCUCAAACGGGACGCGGCCGCCAGGGAGCAACUCUGGGGAGACCUGCAGUCCGAGAACGGCAAUGUCAGAAACAACUUCCAAAUGACACGCAGACCCUCGGAGCCGGCACUCAAUUCAAGGGCAGUUGUAAGACGAGCUGGUUCUCAACCACCAGAAUAUUUCAACACUCUUGUACAGAAGCAGAUGAAACAGGGAUUAGAAAUGGUGAAACUUUUGAGGGAAGCCGAAGAUAACCAGUUCAGCGCGGAUGAGCUGGGCAUUGCGCUGAACCAGUGCGGCGAGGGCAACCCGGUCACGUGGUUGGUGAACAACUGGCGCAACAUGGUGGACACCGUGGUGACGCUGGCCACCAACUACGGCCACGAGCGCAAGGAGAACACAGUGGGCACCAUCUCUGUGGCUGAGGCCAAGGAGGCCCUCAUCACCCACAACGGCAACGUGUGGGCCGCAGUCACAGAGUGCAUUGAGCAGCGACAGAAAAAGUAUGCUGACUUGAUGUCGAGAGGCAAUUUCACACGCGAAGAUAUAGUGACCGUUCUAACAGCAAACCAUGGUAACCUGGAAUCAGCAUUCCUCGAGCUGAAUAAGAAUCAGCUGAAACCUUUUUUGAUGAGAAUAUGGGGGCCACCUCAAGGCACUGACAAUGAUAGUGGCAACAUUAUAGGGCUCCAACAAACAGCUGUUGUUAAUUGGCAGGAAGCCGAAGAUAACCAGUUCAGCGCGGAUGAGCUGGGCAUUGCGCUGAACCAGUGCGGCGAGGGCAACCCGGUCACGUGGCUGGUGAACAACUGGCGCAACAUGGUGGACACCGUGGUGACACUGGCCACCAACUACGGCCACGAGCGCAAGGAGAACACAGUGGGCACCAUCUCUGUGGCCGAGGCCAAGGAGGCACUUAUCACCCACAACGGCAACGUGUGGGCCGCAGUCACAGAGUGCAUUGAGCAGCGACAGAAAAAGUAUGCUGACUUGAUGUCGAGAGGCAAUUUCACACGCGAAGAUAUAGUGACCGUUCUAACAGCAAACCAUGGUAACCUGGAAUCAGCAUUCCUCGAGCUGAAUAAAAAUCAACUGAAACCUUUUUUGAUGAGAAUAUGGGGGCCACCUCAGGGCACUGACAAUGAAAGUGGCAACAUUUUAGGGCUCCAACAAACAGAUGGUACGGAGUUUGUGGAAAAGGCAAAAAGCAUUGAAAGACAAGGGUCGAACACUUCGGAUGAGGUGAGUGAUGACAAUAACUCUAACGAGGCCCCUAGAUAUUCUCAAGUAAAAUCGUGGCUGGAGACCGCUCAGGAUUCAGACAAAGACAGCGACAGAGUCGAAAUGAACGUGCUAGAACAGCAACUGAGGAAGGUGUCACUGCCGGGUGACGAGGAGUAUGUCGGCACCAUGUUGCUGAAAAGCAUCCCCCACAAACCAACCAAUCAGCAGCUGAUUGAACUUGCCAAGCAGCAGAACAAAUGGAAGUCUGAAUCACAACUGUUGCAUUACUACGAUAAUGAGGAGUUUAUAAGUAACCGAAAAAGAAAAAAGAAACUGAGGGAGGAAAAGUCCAAGACCGUGUACACCGAUACCCUGGGAGAUACAAAUGUUAUUGAGAGAUUGAUUCUUGACGGAAAUAUACAGCAGGUUACUCGACACUUGGAAGAUCAAUAUAGAUUUGAUGAUGAAGUUCCAAAUGAUAUACAAGAUCAAAUAAAGAAAACUGUUCUAAAUAAUGCAAGCCACAAAAGAAAUGAGAGACCCAAUGAUACAAAUCUGCCUUUUGUUGACUUGAACGAACUAGCCAGUAGAUUAAACUUGAAACCAGCUGCUUUAGAAGAUCAAGAGUUUCAAGAGAAGAAACGAAAUAAUGUAUUGAAAACUUAUUCCUAUGAUGAUCAAGGAAGAAACUCUUCCAGUGAAGAAUUGGCCAUUCAACCACAAAACAUCAGACCAACUAUUUACAACGCUGUAAAUAACGUUUCACUCAGUCCAGAGAGCUUAAAUCGUUCAGAGGAUGAUACAAUCAAGUCAGUUGAUAACAACUUUGAUUAUGCUCAAUUUGAUAAUAUCAGUGAACCAGAAGUGUUAACAUCAUCCAAGCUAAUUGUAGCUCUUGAUAAAGGUAUGAUAGAUAAAAUUAAGUCAGAUCAAAAAUCUGCAAAUAGUUCUGUGAGUGAUGAUAAUUCUCAAAUGAACAAUAAUAGAAAUCCACAAAAAGGAAAUAACCCUUUGAAACGAAGCUCAUCAAUGGACAUUAAAGUAAGUACACUUCAAAUUCAAAUCAAUGGUAGUCCAAAUAAUAAUAACAAAAAAAUUAGUUUACCAGAAUCAGUUCAGAAGAAUGAUAUAUCGAAUGAUACCACUGGUAAUGUAAAUGAUGCAAAGCAAGAAUCCACCAGAAGUGAAGUUGUUGUUCAAGAAAUUGAUCGCAAAAUUGAUGAUGUUGAAUUGAUUCCAGAGGUCGUUUCAAAAGACUCUACAAAUGGGAAGUAUUUUGAAGAGAUAUUUGUAAGAACUGUUAAUUCGUCCGAGAAUGAUACAAAGACUGAUGACAAUGAAGAUGAGGAUACAGAGGAGUUUCUUGAUACACUCCAGAGUCCAAUAGGUGAUACCGGUAUUCAAGAUAUUAAUAACAUUAUUGAAGAGCCAAUUGUUCCAGUAAAUGUGAAUCAAACAAUCAUCAUAACCCAAGAUCUCGAUAAAAAUGAAACAAGUGAUGAGAGCGUUCUCUAUUCAUUUCCCAACAAUGACGUCACGCCAAUCUCUUCACCAUCCACUCCAAUUUCGGAGAGAUUGUUGGAGUCCUAUUCAAGUAACAGUUCACAGAAAACUAGUUCUUCGAUCGCAGAAAGUCGAGCGGAAAUUUUGGAUUUGCUCAAAGCUAGCCUAUCAGACGACCAAGUCUUGGAUAGAAUAGUUUUUAGUCUAUUUUCAAACGUUUUGGGUGACAGAACUACUCCGACACAAACAAAAGUUGAUGAUCAUUCCAAAUCGUUCGAUUCAUCAUCAAAAUCGCCUCUGCCAACAAAACGCCUGAGCUUCUCUUCUGAAUCAGAGAUAAAUGCUGAGAGCGAGUUUUAUGAAGCUGAAGAAGAAGUUGAAAGUGUUCCCGUGCAAACGGCACCAGUCACUGUACUUCCACAAUCGACUCUCCAUGAUUCGAAAGAGCAAGACUCAGGUUUAUCAAAUGUAACUAAUAAGGGAGUUGUGGCCGAUCAGAGAGAGAUAGAAAUUCAACCUACUCUGAUCUCAAGUGAGAAAGAAAUCACUCCCAUAACGCGGGACGUAACUUUGGAAAGACUGAAAGAUAUUGUUGAGAAUACCGUAGUGUUCAAAGACACUAAUCCUUCAUCAGCGAAGAAUAGCUUGGAAAGGAAUUAUAACACUGAAAAACUCAAGCUGAAUACCGGAAAUAGAACGCAGAAUAUGGCAGAUGAACAAGUCUUCAGAAACGAGGAUGCUGAAGCCCCUGUGGUACAGGUUCAAGUUACACACACAGCAGAUGCUCAACCGAAUAUUGGAAGAGCAAUAGAUGCAACAGAAGAACUAGAGACAGAAGAAGAAGAGGAGGAGGAGGAAAUUGAGGAGGAAGAAGAAGUGGAGGAAGUAGAGGAAGAGAUCGAAGAAGAACCGAUAGAGGAGAGAGAGGUGGAAGAAGAGAAUUUGGGGGAACCAGAGAAUGAUCAGAGCUCAAUAAAAGAGAAUCUCGUAGUUGAAAUUGAGAAAAUUGAAAAUUUGAAUAACAGAGAAGGAGAAACCAAUUAUAAAAAAGGAGAGGAGAGUACCAUUGGAGAGGUUGCCAACCAAAACUUGGAUAACUCAACAACCACAAAUGAUCCUAUUUUGAAUAGAGAGAGACAAGCGAGACGUUACCUAGCUGAGGGAUUUGUUGAGACUUACGACCAAGCAGAGCUGGCAGUUCAGCUGAUGGAGUUGGAAUUCGAGCGGGAGCUGAGUCUGUCGACGGCCAAGGAGUGCAGCUCACUUCCAGCUGCAUUGGCGCUGCUCCAACAAGAGUGCCAACUCUGCGCUGAAAAAUAUACCAUGAAACAGAUGAUUUCAAUGCUGGAGUGUGAGCAUUUCUGUUGCUUAGGAUGUGCGACGCACUACUUUACUCUGCAGAUAACAGAGCGCAACAUCAACGACUGCGUGUGCCCGUUCUGCAAGCAGCCCAACCUGGACUCGUGCGACGGCGACCAGGCUCUCAACUACUUCAGCAACCUCGACAUCCAGCUCAAGGGCUUCCUCGAGCCCGCCGUUCAUGAGCUCUUCCAGAGGAAGCUCAGAGACCGCACUCUCAUGCAAGAUCCCAAUUUCAAAUGGUGUGCAAAGUGUUCUUCAGGUUUCAUAGCCAAUCCGAGACAGAGGAGAUUGGUUUGCCCUGAUUGCAGAUCAAUGACAUGUGCCAGUUGCAGGCGACCUUGGGAGAAACAGCACGAAGGCGUAUCAUGUGCUGAGUAUGCGGCAUGGCUGGAAAAAAAUGAUCCGGAAAACCAAAUCGAUCAACAUCUGGCUGAGCAUGGUGUUACAUGUCCCAAAUGUAUGGCAAGGUACUCACUGUCUCGCGGCGGUUGUAUGCACCUGACUUGUCCGCACUGCAAGCACGAGUUCUGUUCGGGCUGCGCCAAUCCUUUCCUGAUGGGCACCAAGUGCACUGUCUCCGAGUACUGCGCCAAACUCGGCCUUCAUGCGCACCAUCCUCGCAACUGCCUCUUCUACCUGCGCGACAAAGAGCCACAGCUGCUUCAGAAGCUCCUCGACGACAACAAUGUGGAAUAUAAAAAAGAUUUACCAGAAAAAGAGGGAACUCGAUGUACGAUGCAAUUGCAAAGAGAGACUCCCGAUGGAAUGAUUGACGUCACCUGCUCUCAGCCAGUCAUUUUCAGCGGUCUUUGCAGGACACAUUACAUUGAAUAUUUGGUGAAGCAAAUUGGUCAGCAGAAGUUGGAUCCGAUUGCAAUUCUCGAUCUGAAUGAGGCUCAACAGGAGCUGCGCAGGCGAGGCAAAGCGUUGCCGGAAAGGCCAAGUCAUCUGACCGACGAUGACUACCUCAAGCUCUGUGCAAAGAUUGUGAAAGAGGAGAUUCCGCUGGAAUGAAACUUACAGAACUUGAGAAAAAUUCGAGCUGAUAACAUAACAAUAGUAGCAGAGUCAACAGUUAACCGGUUUAUUAUUUGUAUUUCAUACAAGUGACAAGUUUAUCAAUAAAACCAAUGUUUUUUUACAAUAA